GAGAGAGUGAGAGAGAAGGCGCUCGAGCUGCUCUCCUCAUUCCCGGUUCUGGAAGCGCGCGCUCCGCAUCGCGGCUCGGAAACUUUACGCGCGGCGCUUUUUAUUACUAACGCUUUGAUGUUAAAACAUUGUUGCUGUUCUUCUUCUAUUUUUAAAUAUCGAAGGAUACACCGGAAACAUUGUAUCACUAGCGCGUUCUUAUUUCUCUCACUAUUCCAUUUCACUGUCGGGUUGUGAAUUUUUUCCGUCUCUCUCUCUCUCGGUCUCGGUCUUGGAUCUACCCGAUCUGUCUUGGAUCUACCCGAACCUCCCCGACCAGACCCGACCUCCUGUAUCCGGAUCUGCUUCUUCAGGCUCUGAACAUUGGUGUCACACAGCCAUGCUGGAGGUUUCCGUCUCGUGCUGGAGGAGCAGAACGGGAGGGCGCACGGACCGGAGGCGCGCGUAGACUCGGCUGGAGGAUGGUGUGUGUGCGCGCGAGUGUGUGUGUGGAUUUCCAGCGCGCAGACACUUCACUGUCUAACGGAAGUUUUCUUCAUCAUUAGUGCUUUUAUUGCUAUUAUUAUUAUUAUUAUUAUUAUUAUUUUAGAAUCGUAUUGAUAAUAAAGAGACAGGGCUGUAGAGGAGGAGAGUCUGGGGAGAUUCUCUGAUCUGCUGCUCGGUUUGUGGCUGGAAACCCGAACUAAGAGACUGGCGUAUGGUACAGAUUGCCUUUGCUGCUCCCAGCUCUUGCACCGUCUCUCGGACUGCGCGGCGCCGCCUGGCCUCGGAUCCCGGGACCUACUUCAUGAUUUGCGGACGCCAUGCUCGCUCUUUAGCCGGGAGAUCCUCUGCUCGUCGCCGCGCAUGUUCAGGACCAGACGGUCGGGGCUCGUCCGGCGACUCUGGAGGAGCCGCGCGCCCGUCGACGGCGACGGGGAGGAGGCGGCGGACACCGGGACGCACGGCGCGGGAGGAAGCGGAAGAGGAAACGGAGGCUUGUGCAUGGGCAAAGCGACCAAGGCCGGCGGCGGCGGCGCGAGCGCGGAGGCCGAACUGAAGGCGCUCACGCACUCGGUGCUGAAGAAGAUCAAAGAGAAACAGCUGGAGGUGCUGCUGCAGGCCGUGGAGUCGAAGGGCGGAGCGCGCAGCCCGUGUCUCCUGCUGCCCGGCCGAGUGGACGCGUACUCGCUCCCGCUGCUGCUCUUUAAGGUGUUCCGCUGGCCAGACCUCCGGCACUGGUCGCAGUUGAAGCGGCUGCCGUGCUGUGAAUCCUACGGGAAGAUCAACCCGGAGCUCGUGUGCUGCAACCCGCACCAUAUGAGCCGCCUGUGCGAGCCCGAAUCUCCUCCUCCUCCAUAUUCACGAUAUCCAGUGGAUUUACUUAAGUCACCCGAUUCUCCAGACUCUACGCCUGCUUCCACUGAAACUGGGGGAACGAUACAUUCAGCCCCUGUGGGGUUUUCAGAUUCCCAAGGUCUUCAGGAGUGCGGCGAGCGCGAGCACUGGUGUGUGGUGGCGUACUGGGAGGAGAAGACGCGCGUCGGCCGACUCUAUUCGGUCCGCGAGCCAUCGCUGGACAUCUUCUACGACCUACCUCAGGGCACGGGCUUCUGCCUGGGCCAGCUGUGCUCGGAGAGCCGCAGCGCACUCGUGCACAUGGUGCGGCCCAAAAUCGGCUACGGCAUCCAGCUGAGCCGCGAGGCCGAUGGCGUCUGGUUGUACAACCGCAGCCGAUACCCCAUCUUCGUCAAGUCAGCCACGCUGGACGACCCUUCGUCACGAACUCUGCUCGUGCACAAGGUUUUCCCCGGGUUCUCCAUCAAAGCCUUCGAUUACGAGAAGGCCAAAAGCCUACAGAGACCCAACGACCACGAGUUCAGCCAUCAGCCGCGCGCCGGAUUCACCGUGCAGAUCAGCUUCGUCAAGGGCUGGGGUCAGUGCUACACCAGACAGUUCAUCAGCAGCUGCCCCUGCUGGCUCGAACUCAUCUUCAAUAACCGAUAGCCACAGGCCCCGCCCACGCCCACUCCCUCCCCUUUCUCUGUCACUAUGGACACGGACUGGCCCUGACCUCGUUUUGGGACUAUUUGCUAUUUUUUGUUUGUUUGUUUUUUCGUGACAGAGUAAGAGAAAGAAAAGGUUCUCCAGAAGAUUUUACGACAGAAAAAAAAAAAAGAGAAAGAAAGAAAGAAAGAAAGAAAGAAAAACCCGUGACGGGUUUUUAUUAAAGACUUUAAAAGAUUUAAUUAAGUGAAAUAAAAGUUCAAAAUGUAUUGUUAUAUAUAAAUAUAUUAUUACUUGUAAAUACGAAGACGUUUUAUAUGCAUCGUUAUUUAUGUAUUGUGCAGUGUGUUGAUAGAAAUAGAAAAGAUGCACUUUGCUUAAUAUAAAUGCACACCGGAGAAAUGCCAAAAUUAAAAAAAAGUAACAAAUCUAAUUUA
Messenger RNA from Clarias gariepinus (North African catfish), 2423 nucleotides. RefSeq names its product SMAD family member 7 (gene smad7). Gene Ontology annotation, biological process: anatomical structure morphogenesis; SMAD protein signal transduction; transforming growth factor beta receptor signaling pathway. The transcript has 4 exons. The record is from RefSeq and is a predicted model, not a curated record. Gene Ontology annotation, molecular function: I-SMAD binding; transcription regulator inhibitor activity. Lineage: Eukaryota; Metazoa; Chordata; Actinopteri; Siluriformes; Clariidae. Bases 847 to 1986 code for a protein of 379 amino acids. Gene Ontology annotation, cellular component: heteromeric SMAD protein complex.